CAUAAUUCGCUCAUCACGUGUCAGUGCUAUCGUUUUUUUUAACUACGUAAAAAGUGAUAAUCUUUUAAAAAUUUGUUGCGAAAUUUUAAGAAUAAACACGUUAUAAAAAUUUUAUUUUCACAAUGAAUUUUGCAAAUAAUCCUGGCAAACCUCAAGAAUCAACAACGGCAACAUCUGCUCUUCCAGCAACAUCAACACCAAAAUUUUCUUUGAGCAAUGUUGGUGCAGGAGAUGCUGGGAAAACCUUACCAACUCUGACAGCUAUGCAAAGCCAGGCAAAACCUGGACAAAUGUUUAAUUUUCCUUUGAAUUCAUCAUCAACUCUAUCAUUUGGUUCUAAUACGGGAAUGGGAACUAAUCAGCCUACAUCGGCUCCAUCAGCAGGUACAACCCUUAGUACGGGUACAACAGCCGCACCAACUAGUGGUUUGACAUUUGGAACAGGCACUCAAUCUAUUGGUUUUGGUACACCUAACACAACUGGCACGACUACAAGUGCAACAUCAACAACUUUUGGUACUGCAGUAAUGUCUACUCCAGCUACUGGUUUCUCUCUUGGUGCUACUACUUCGACUUUAGCAGGAUUGACUCAAAGUACUACAACUGCAAGUGCUACAACAGGAUUUAAUUUAGCUGUAACAACUAGCGCUCCCGCUAUAACAUCAGCUUUUUCACUUGGCUCAACGACUAAUCAACCAGCUUCAACGAUGUUGAGUGCCUUUUCACUUCCUGCUGGAACAACAACAGCAGCUACAACGCAAAGUACAGGAUUCAGCCUCGGUAAUACUUCAACAUCAUUAGGGUUUUCUUUAAAUAAAUCGACCGCAGCUCCGACUACUACGACAACUAAUAGUACAAUUGCUACUACGGCGGCAGUACCAACCACCAAUGCAGCACAAACUACUUUAGGAUCAACAACCACAGUAAGUUCUUCAUCAAGUAGUGGACAAACCGGUGCAAUGAACUUCUGUCAAUUGGAAGAGGCUAUAAAUAAAUGGACCCUGGAAUUGGAAGAACAGGAGAAAGCAUUCAUGAAUCAAGCAGCACAAAUAAAUGCAUGGGACAAAUUGCUGAUUACUAAUGGAGAAAAAAUUGUUACUCUCAAUCAACAAGUCGAAAAAGUUAAGUUAGAGCAAGAGCAGCUGGAGCAAGAGCUAGAUUAUGUCGUUAGUCAGCAGAAAGAAUUGCAAGAUUGUUUGGUACCAUUAGAAAAGGAACUGGCAUCUGUUUCUGUAUCAGAUCCAGAACGAGAAUAUACUUAUAGGCUAGCAGAAAAAUUGGAUACGCAAUUGAAACAGAUGUCUGAAGAUCUUAAAGAGAUAAUUGAACAUCUUAACGAAGCUAAUCGGGCACAAGACUCUAGUGAUCCAAUUGUACAGAUUGGGAAGAUUCUAAAUGCACACAUGAACAGUCUUCAGUGGAUAGACCAGAGGACAUCAAUUCUCGCACAAAAAAUCCAGCAAAUCGAUCAAAUGCAUCAAAAUUAUAGACAAGAAAAUGAACGAAGUUUCAAUUUAGCUUACAAUUAAUUAAAAAUUUUCUAUUUUUUUUUUGUAACGUAAUUUACUGAGAUAUUACGCUAAGUCAUGUUUUCAAUAAUAAAAUUAAUGUU
Messenger RNA from Chelonus insularis, 1612 nucleotides. It is a transcript of the gene Nup62, whose product is annotated as Nucleoporin 62kD. The coding region runs from base 123 to 1529 and encodes 468 amino acids. Gene Ontology annotation, molecular function: phospholipid binding; structural constituent of nuclear pore. Gene Ontology annotation, cellular component: nuclear pore central transport channel; nuclear pore. The transcript has 3 exons. NCBI's taxonomy places the organism in Eukaryota, Metazoa, Arthropoda, Insecta, Hymenoptera, Braconidae. Gene Ontology annotation, biological process: protein import into nucleus; RNA export from nucleus. The record is from RefSeq and is a predicted model, not a curated record.